Molecule: messenger RNA, 4357 nt
Organism: Pocillopora meandrina
Lineage: Eukaryota; Metazoa; Cnidaria; Anthozoa; Scleractinia; Pocilloporidae
Source: the annotation of a GenBank genome assembly
AUGGCGAUCGCAAUUUUCCGUAAUAUCACUGUGGAGCCAGUGCUUUUUCUUUACAUGCUCUGCGUUUUUAUGUCGUUCCCCCUUGUGCAGCAGCUCGCUUUCCAGAAGAUCUGCAAUGCAGAAUAUGACGCCGAAUCUUGCAAGAAUCUCACCACCUCACAGGAAAAUUUUGUACACAAGAAGACCUCCAAAUGGAUUUUGUAUCAGUCUGUGUCUUCGAUGCUUCCUUCCAUUGCAGCUUCGCUGAUCCUCGGUUCCUGGUCAGAUAAAGUCGGUCGUAAGACUGUGCUCAUUCUACCAUCUGUUGGGAGUGUUCUGCUCUACAUCAACUAUAUGCUGAAUGUGGGUUUUUUCUCACUGAAUGUCGACUACCUACUAAUUGGGGUAUGCAUCUCAGGUUUCUUCGGCGGAUUCGCCACAACACUUCUCGGUGUCUUCUCGUACAUAUCUGAUAUAACUGAUGAAUCCCAGCGUACGACGAGAGUAGCCCUGUUGGAAUCCAUGAUAUUCUUGGGUGGUACUGUUGGUAACCUUAUUGGUGGAGUACUUGUAUAUCAUAGUGGCUACAUAGCGGCCUUUGGUCUGUGCUUAGGCCUGAAUGUUCUGAUAAUAGCAUACGUCGGUCUUAUUCUUCCUGAGUCUUACUUUCCUGAUUCAAAUCAGCAAGAAAACUGGGCUUUGGUAGCGAUACACAAUCACAUCAAGACAUCAUUCCAUGUCUUAACUAAGGAGCGACCUCAACACCGAAGACUAAAUUUGCUGGUUAUAAUGUUUGGAAUAUUGGUUUUUGUACUAAUAAGUGAGUUGCUGAGGUUUUUUUUAUUAUUUUUUAUGAUUUGUUAGCUAAAUGGGUAUGAAACUGGAAUGCUUAGAGCACUGAACUGUAUAUCAAAAUUUUGGUCCUGGGUUUGCGCAUGGUCAUGAAUCCAUCAUGUUUGUUCCUCUCAGAAUGUAUUUCAUUUCUCCAUUUAUGGGUAGUCUAGCCUCUCAGUUUAAUCAUGGUAAGAUUUAAAACCUCUGGAUAAGCUGUGGUUCAUUUGUGUCCUUAAAAGGGAGAGCUGUUGGCUCAAGUCAUGGAAACCAAAAGAACAAGGUCACCGGAUAAACAAACAAACAAAAACAAAAUUUAUAUAUUUUAACAAUUAAAAUAGAUAUCUAACAAUCCCUACCCACAAAAUAGCAAAGCUCAUUGGGGUGGGAGGGAAACAAACAUUAAAAUAAAUAUACAUUAACAAGGAUGCCAUUUAUCCUUGAAAACAGACAAUAAGCUCCUUUUAAUCACCUGGCAUCUCCUCCUGUUAACGUUAGCUUACACAUUGUAUAAAGUUUCCCUAACUUCAGCUCCUUCUUUCAGAUUUUGGUGGUUUCAAUGAUAUCUCAGUCCUGUACAGCAAGCACAGUCCAAGAAACUUCACUUCUGAACUGGUUGGUUACUUCUUUGCUGAGGUUUUGUUUAUCAAAGGCCUUGGUGUUAUGUUAGGGAUACCACUGAUGACAAAGAUUCUCAAAUGGUCAGAUCUUACCAUUGCUAUUGUUGGUUCUCUAAUAUCCAUUGGACAAUAUAUAUUCCUUGGAUUUGCCUCCAGCAGAUGGAUGAUGUUUGUUGGUUAGUAAAACUUUUUGAACUUAGUGUGUUAUGGUCAAACUCCUUGAAGUAAAUGAUGUAUUAACAUUUUAACCCUUGAGAGUGAUAAAAAUCUAAUUACUCCCAAUAGUAUCACCCCUGAAUCAAACAUUAAGGUCAUGAGAAUAAAAGAAAUGAUCACAAAGUAAAGAAGCUCUUUAUUAUUGGCUUAUUAUCUUUUAAAGCACCAUAAGAAAUGUACAGAGGAUAUAACACAGAGUAUACAGACUGAUGUUAGGGUGUGAAGGUUUAUUUGGAUUUCCUUGUAGGUGGAUUGAUUGCCAUUGGGGCUGGGGUCACACCACCAUGCAUGAGGUCAAUGAUAUCAAAACAAGUUGACUCUUCAGAGCAAGGUAAGAACUAGUCCAUGGUUAUUUGAAUCUACUAUGCUUAUAACAUAGGUAUUCUCGAUAAACUGUUAUUUUCUUUAAGUUCAUAAACUCAGUUUCACCAGCAGUACUGCUAGCAUAUUGUAGUACAAUGAGUAUAAGUUGUAACAAGGACUGGGGAAGAAGGAAAAAUGAAAUAAAACUCUUUGUUGUGUUGUAUGUGGUUGUAUUGAAGCUCUGACUACUUUUAGUGGUGCAAGUGUCCUGAAAAUUGUCUGUUUGUGAUUACCUCCACUCAUGAUUUCUAAACUUCAUCAUUGUUAUCAACUACAGUACCUGUGAGGGUUAACAUCACCCAUAAUACCAGACCACAUGAAAAACUUUAGGUUGAAUACUUGAACACCCAACAAAUUUCUUGACUGUCUCUACUUUAAUGGUUAUUUCAUAAUUUAUCAAACCCCUGAUUGUAAAUUGUUGUUUUUCUUUGAUUUAGGUACAACAUUUGCUCUCAUUGCAUCUCUUGAAGUGUUGGAGACACUCCUUGCAUCAUUAAUUUUUAACAGUAUUUACAGUGCCACAGUGGACUGGCUACCAGGAUUUUGUUAUUUUUUGAUGUCUGGAAUGACUGUUAUUCCCAUACUCUUGCUUAUGUAAGUCAUUAAGUGUCACUGUAUCAAAUGUACACAACUUUGCUGUUUUAACAGACAUCUGCCAUUUUUCCUCUGCAAAUGAUUGAUUUUGAAACAUUGAAACUAAUUGAUGCACUUUGUUGUUGUUCAAGAUUGUAGCUUUGUUCAGACACUCAGUUGUUUUUCGUGGCUCAAAAAUUAUUUUUGUAACACCUUUUAACUUCUGAGAUGAUUUUAAGUUCAAUUGUGAUUGAUUCCUGUCGGUGAAUGUACUCAAAAUUAUUAAUUCUUCUAAGUUGGAAAAGAUCUUCAUUAAGUUGACUAAAAUGUUUCUGUGCCACAGUUAAAAUAGGUGAACAAUAAUUAUAUUUAAUUUAUGAUUUAAUUCUCUAAUUUUGUUAUUUUUAUUUGACAGAUGGUUGUAUGUUUUGGAGAGACAAAGCAAUCCUUAUGUAGUGAUGUCUUCUUCUCCAGAUGUGGAUGGCUCCUUAAAUAAUGAGGAGGCUUUUGCAAAGUCUUCUGGAUAGUUGGAGUAUGGAUCAAGUAAGGAUGUGAAAGAUGUACUCUAGAGCCACAUUUAAGUGAGAUGAACAUUGAUUUUGUCCUCAAAUACAAAACGAAAAAGGCUUUUGAAACAGUUUGUCAUGUGACCAUUAAUUGUUGAACAUGUUGCUGGAAUUGUGUCAAUGCGAGAACUGUAGAGAUCAUAUUUCAUUUUUCCAAAAUGGUAUUUUACCUACAAAUGCUAUGGCAUGUCAAAAUUUUGUAAGACCAGUUGAAAUCUUAAGUAGUUAGUAGUUCAAUCUAGAUGUACUUGCCUUCCAGAAAAAUUCGCCUGAAUUUCAAAGUGCUACAAAAAUGAUUCAGACUCAUAACUCUAAGGGAUAUAAUAAAACAGAAUAAACAUUUAACUACUACUCAGAGAAGUGGAAGUGAAUGGUGGUGAACAUUUACUUAGCUGCUUCGUGGCAAGGUAAAUGUCCACCACUUUCACCGACACUGAGGUGAAUAAUUGUUUUAGUAUAUACCACAAAGAAACCAAAAAAUUAGUUUAUUCCUGUCAAUAUACCAAUAAAUGGAAAAUAAUGAAAUUUUUGAAGAACAAUUUUAUCUCUUUAGCUGCAUGGAGUUGAGUACUGCUGGCUAAUCACUUCUGAACAAGCCCAUAUGUGCACAAAAAGCAUUCUUCACCUGUGUGGUACAUACUAGAAAUAACAGGCAUGUACUUUUUCCUAUAAUAUCCAUACAUCGUUGAGGUAGAAGUUGUUGUCUUAAUCUAACACCAAAUUCUCAGAACUCUUUCACAAGUAAUCGAGUUGCAGUUAGAAGGGAGAAUAAAUAAUCGGAUCAUGGGAGUUAAAGAGUUACUGAAGUUGCAUUUUACUAAUUUUCAGGUAACCUUAUUUACUGAAAAUGAGGAUAAAUAAUUAAAUCAAUUAUCAGAAAUAUUUAUAGUGAGCAGAUAUUUUUAAGAGCUCUUUCCAUGACACCAGUAUUAAAGAAUAUUAAAUUGUAAACUGUCUCAUAAUGAUGCAGCAUAUGAAUGAUUCAUUCUUAUUUUCUUUACUAAUAAUUAUUAUCAAAUUAUUAAGGUCAAGAAUGGGGACUUUUGAUUUAUUGCCAGUCAAAGAAUUAAGCAUAUAUUGAUAAUUUAGCAACUAUUAAGUAAUGAAGUUCAAUUUCUGUUACAAUGUACUUUGUUACAUCACUUCCUUUUGGUGAUACUUAAUCACAUGCAAAUAAUAGUCUUGUUUGUUGAAAAAAACUAGUUUAUU